CACAAAACCAUACCACACAGUUUCUCUCACACCGAGUGUGCACUGACACCUGAUCUGGGGUCACUUUAAAGGACAAGGAGAAAGCAUAUGAUUCAAGAAAGAACAAUUGCAAAAGUUAGAUAGAUAGAAGAGGUUUGAGUGGACUAUAUGAGCUCUGUAUUGUUUUCUCUGAGAAAAAAGGACAACAUGCGAGUCUUCCUCCUCCUCUUCCUCAGUGAGAUCUUGCUGCUGAGACUGACCUCCGCAACCACCAUAAAAGAGCAAAGACAAAACAUGAGGGUGCGUAUCAGCGCAGUUGGAGACACCAUUGUAUUGAAGUUCAUCCGGCCCCAUGCGGACACCAAACUGGAGGGAUAUAUCCUGGGCUAUGGCAGCAGUAUGUUCUCUAAACAAUUUAUCCAGCUACCUGAAGAUGGACAACCCUAUGAGACUGAGAUAGAUGCCGAACCUAAAUAUCUUGUUGCAGUACAGUCGAAGUUUCCUGAGGAACCUAAGAAAAAGUGUGCUAGAAAAGUAGAUCUAGACAAACCACUGAACGUUGUGAUUGGCUCAGUAACGGAGUCGUCAGUGCUGCUGUCCUGGGGGACACUACUGACCAGCCCCUUCAUGGAUACCGUUGUGGAAGACUGUUUUGAAGAAGGUCAGUUCACAGUGCGCUAUAGAGAGAAGGAACCCAGCAACACCUGGAACUACCAGACCUGUCCAUCCACCAGCACGGUCAUCGACAACCUCAAACCAGAUGCUUUGUAUGAGUUUACAGUCCGAGCAGACACUGACACCAACAGUGGAGUCUGGAGUCCACCAGUCGUCCAUAACACAGCUGAUCAAAUAAUAGAGCCUAAAGAACUAAACCAGGCGAAACCUAAGAAUCCAGUUUUAGCAAGCCAGGAAUCAUUGCCACCAGAGCCAGUCUUAAACAACAUUAACCAGACCAGAACAGCUCCUCUAUUCAGAUACCCUAGCCUUCCAAAGCCAAGCAAAACAUCAGUUUCAUCAACAUGGACAGUUCCUGACAAUCCACCUACCUCAACUGAGGCCCUUCUUUCCUCUCAGACAUCUAUAAUUCUGCCCACUCCAAAGACCACAAACACAGUUCAACCUCAAAACCUCUCCAGCCAUCCCAGUACAACCCAUGCAGAUCUUCUGCCAGAGCAACAUACUAGCAUAACCUCACAACAACCUACAACAUCUCAGCCACCACCUUCCAGUACGCAACAACAAACAAGCACAACCCAAACACCAUCCACUACAAUCCAACAAUAUACCAGCAAAAUGCAGACCACGGUCAAAGAUCAACCAAAUACAGCGCAACAGCUUCUAAUUACAGCCCUACAACAGAUUAGAGAAACAUCUACUCCAAAUCCACCUACAACCAAACCACCAAUUCAACAAACCCAACGACUCACCACAAACACUAUAACUCAAGAAACUGUCCAUAGAAGAAAAAUACAGCCCAGCACCAAGCUACAUCGACUGAGCACAACCCAACGUUCACAAGGCACGUCCAAACACCAAACCACUCAAACUUAUUUUCCAGAAACCACAUCUCACUACCAAUCCAGCACCAUCACACAUCCUGAACAGCCAAACACCAAACCACCACCAACAACACAGGAUUGGUCCACAAAUAGCCAUUCACUGACAAAGACAGCUUUGACUUCACCCACCACUUUGACAAAUAUUGUCUUAGUAACAGACCAACAAACAGAUAUCUUAGUAUCGCAGCUGAAAACCGAUGUUAGCAAACAUCCGGUGUUUAGCUCUAAUCCACCCAUCCCUGAAGAAUAUUCUACAUCUCAUAUUCCCAAAACUAAAAAUCCACCUAUUACUGAGAACAUACAGAAACUGACUCCACAUCCUAUAUAUCUACCCACAACCUUUUGGUACCAGCCCAGUCCCAGCACCAUAACUAAGCAUUCCAGCACCACUAAAAAGCAAGCUAGUACUGCUAAAUACAACCCCAAAACGGAUUCCCAAGUUGAAAAUCAACCACCUACCCCUGAAGAAUGGUUGCCAGAUACCCCAAUACUAAACAUCACACCUCAAACAACUUUCACCAAAUCCGAUGCCUUACAAAACACACCUGCGACGGAGAGGGUAACAGUGGGGACGAGUCAUCCAAGUCGACCAGCGGCUACUUCCCAGCCAAAGGACGAACAGCUACUGUCACAGCCAACACUUACAAAUGAGGUGGCCAAUAGGAAUGAGGGCAGAGGUAUCUUUCGCAACUCUUCUUCUGUGUCCCACCUCCUGGCACGAAAUGUUACACAGAGAUUAACACCUAAUGGUCGUGUCCCUUCAGUUCAUCAUACAAGGUUUUUCAGGCCAUCCUCUGGAUAUCGUAACUCAACAGGCAACAAGAAAAAGGGUAUAAAAGUGCCCCAUGGUGAGCAACAUCAAAGGCUUUUGGGGUCCAAAUUUCCAAAGGGAAUCAGAGAGCAACUGGAAAAUACAAAGCUGAACCAGGUCUCAGAGACUAAAGAAAAGGAAAACAUUAUUGAUCUGAAGCAGAUGGACCCAGUACCAGAUUUAAAACCUCUAGCUCCACCCACUACUGAAAGACCAGCCAAACAACGGCCACCAUCGACAACAACACCACAAUCUCUUUUUGAGGGGAGUCGUUUUGACACUGGUGACAACUCCUCUGUAUUCAGUUCUCAUCCCCUCUCUGAGGUAGAUGCCACAGGAAAGAAACGUUUCGUAGGGCCUCAUGUGAUCUAUAGAACCGACAAACGUCCGGAGGAACCAUGCUCUGUCACUAACUCUCUCAGCUUCUUCCCUGAUGAGGAGAUCGGAUACUUGAAUGUCACUGGCCCACCCAAGACCCCUCCAUCCAACCUUACUGUGGUCACAGUGGAAGGAUGCCCCUCCUUCAUCAUCCUUGACUGGGACAAAACAGACAACGAGACCACAGAAUAUGAGGUAGUUUCCUCCACCAAAGGUCCGCAUGGUGAGGAGGUCUCUGUCCAAACAACAAAUCAAACACAUACUGCUGUGGAAAACCUGAAACCAGAGAGCAGUUAUGAGUUCAAAGUUACACCCAAGAAUGAGCUUGGUUCAGGCCCAGCCAGUGAACCUGUCACCUUCAGUACUGAGUCAGCUGAUCCUCGUGUGAGUGAGAUCCAAACCGGUAAAAAUGCCAUCUGGUCAUCGUUUCCAUUCAAGUCUGACUCAUACUCCGAGUGCAACGGGCAGCAGUUCAUAAAGCGGACCUGGUACCGCAAGUUUGUGGGUAUCCAGUUGUGCAACUCUCUUAGAUACAAGAUCUACCUGAGCGACUCUCUCAAAGGGAAGUUUUACAGCAUAGGAGAUCAGACUGGGUAUGGAGAGGAUCACUGCCAGUUUGUUGACUCGUUCCUGGACGGACGAACCGGUGGUCCUCUUCAACCACAUCAGUUACCACCCAGAAAAGGCUUUUACCGGGCCAUGCGCCAAGAGCCUGUCAAGUUUGGGGACAUCGGAGGAAAUUCCAUGAUCAACUACGUGGCCUGGUAUGAGUGUGGGAUUCCCAUUCCUGGGAAGUGGUAGGAUCCUGAGGAGCAGAUGGAAGACGUGACAGAUAAGAAACAUCCGCUCCUGAAGGAAAACAGCCUUUUCUAUGGGAUGUUUGUAUAGAGAGUGAUUUAACGGGAGUGUUUAUCUGAAUUUUCGGGUAUCGGGCACAUACAGAUUUAUUUAUAUACUGAAGUAGUGCAGCAAACGUACAGAGAGCUAAAUCAGUUUUAUUGUUGAGAUUUAACUUUUGAGAAUAUAGGGAAGCAGGCUCCCUUAAAGGCGAAAUGAAUGUGUAUAUUAUUUAUCAAAAUGUUAAAUAUGCCAGUGAAACGAAAAUGACCACGGCCGACUUAAAGGAACGUUCCAGGUUCAAAACAGGUUUUGUAGACAGCAUCUAGAACAUUACAGAAAAAUAUCUUUACUAACAAGUUAUAUUUGUAUUAUAUAAAUGUAUGUAUAAUAUAAAUAUAUUUAUAUAAUUAUAAAAAUGUCACUUAUGCUUUGCUUUUUACAAAAAAAAAAAGUGAUUUUUGCACGUUUUCUCUGUCAGCGGUCCUUUUUUGGACUUUGCAAGUACUGUGCAAACGUUACCAGGUUUACGGGCUUUAUAUGGUCAUACACUAGUCUCAUGUGAAUAUCCUAAUUAAAUGUUUUGGCUUCACGAAAUACUGUGUAUUUUAAGCUUUAUCCGGGUGCAGUGCUUUGCCCCAUUUUCAUUGGAGGUGCUUUAUUCUGACCAUUUUUUUCCAAAUAGAGUCAAAUGAUUUUUCUGUCAAUAUGUCACAGAUGCUGUUAACAUACUUAUGUACUAAGCUUGAAACAUUCCUUUAACAGCUCAAGCGCAAUGUUAAACAAGAAAUUUAAAGACUAGGUCAUAUAAACUAUUGUUCAAGACAUGCAGCUUUUCAAGUAAUUGUUGUAAUUAUACUAUGUAUGAAUGUCAGAAAUGCAACAUCUCUUUAACAAGGAAGUCUAUUGUUUUGUACAGAAGUUCAGUGACUCAUGAUUUCCAGAGAAAGCUUUUAAAUGCCAGAUUUUAUGUAACAUGUUUUUACAUUGAAACUUUGAUAUAUUUUAUAAGGUUUAUAAUGAAUCCGCGUUACCAAUAAAAGCACAAGCAGUUUAUUUUACGAUCUUCUUUUUUGGUGGCUACAGUUUAAAAUUGUUCGAGUCUGACAUGAAAAUAUACAUUUUUUCAUGUUGUUUUUUUGCAAUCCUGAUCAGUUAAAAAAAAAGACCCAAAACAAGAGAUAAAUGUUAAAUCCAUGAACAAAGAUGAUUCAGUCUCAAAGUCUUUAUUCACCUCCUGAAAACAAUGUUACAGUUUAUACAGAAAUGACAGGCUUCACUGCAGAGGGCCAGUCAGGGGUUAGUAAAAACCAGGACAUUGGAAAAAGUAAAGAAAACAAGUAAAGAAAACUAAACAAAUAUCACUUACUUUGAUUAUGAUAAUUUUCUAGUGUUUAAACAGACUCAUGGUUUAUGACAAAAUAACACCAAUGAGGAGACCGUGAUAAAAUAAAAUGCACGCGCACACACACACAG
This is a messenger RNA of Puntigrus tetrazona (Sumatra barb), 5040 nucleotides long. It is a transcript of the gene abi3bpa, whose product is annotated as target of Nesh-SH3. The record is from RefSeq and is a predicted model, not a curated record. Bases 148 to 3528 code for a protein of 1126 amino acids. Gene Ontology annotation, biological process: positive regulation of cell-substrate adhesion; extracellular matrix organization. NCBI's taxonomy places the organism in Eukaryota, Metazoa, Chordata, Actinopteri, Cypriniformes, Cyprinidae. Gene Ontology annotation, molecular function: protein binding. The transcript has 23 exons.